Molecule: messenger RNA, 1534 nt
Organism: Papaver somniferum (opium poppy)
Lineage: Eukaryota; Viridiplantae; Streptophyta; Magnoliopsida; Ranunculales; Papaveraceae
Product: UDP-glycosyltransferase 91C1-like
Exons: 1
Coding region: 49-1488 (479 amino acids)
Molecular function (GO): UDP-glycosyltransferase activity
Source: RefSeq, a predicted model, not a curated record
GUAAAUUAGGAGAAGAGAUAAUCCUCUCCUUAUCUGUUCUCCUCAAUCAUGGAUGAACAAAAACCAGAGCUAGAGAAAAAACUUCAUGUAGUUGUAUUUCCAUGGCUGGCAAUUGGCCAUCUAAUACCAUUUUUCCAUCUCUCAGUAUCUUUAGCGAAAAAAGGUAUUCAAAUCUCUUUUGUUUCGACUCCAAAAAAUCUCCAAAAACUCCCAAAAAUCCCACAAAAUUUAUCUUCACUAAUAACUUUAGUUUCUCUUCCAUUAAACCAUGAUCAGAACUUACCAGAAUCAGCUGAAUCUUCAAACGAUAUACCAAUUGAGAAAACCCAGUAUCUCAAAAAAGCUUUCGACGGAUUAGAAUUACCACUUACUAAUUAUCUUAUCAAUUCUAAACCAGAUUAUAUUAUCCAUGAUUAUGCUUCUUAUUGGGUACCGAAAAUUUCAGAAAACCUGGGAAUUCCUUGUGUAUUUUUUGCGGUUUUUACGGGUUCGUUCAUGGGCUUUAUUGGCCCGCCGGAAGUGUUGUUGGAUGAAGAGAGAGAUCGAAAUCUGAAACCGGAGGAUUUCACUACUACUCCGAAAUGGAUCACUUUUCAGACUAAUAUUGUGUAUCGGACUCAUGAAUUGUUAGAGUACUUCAAGGGCGCUCCACCACAGGAUGAUCAAACUCACGAUGGUGAUGAUCUUGAAAGUGAUGGAUAUAAAGCUGUUCCGGAUACACGUCGGUUUGGGAUGGUAAUUCGGGACAGUAAUUUUAUUGCGAUAAGAAGUUCACCUGAGUUUGAAUCGGACUGGUUGAGUCUACUCAACCAGCUUUAUAAAAAACCAGUGAUUCCGUUAGGAUUUCUAACACCACCACUAGUUGAAGAUCAAGAGGAAAGCAACAAUUGGGUGGAAAUUAAAACCUGGCUAGACAGGCAAAAACAAGGGUCAGUGAUUUAUGUUGCUUUAGGAACAGAAGCGGUACUGAGUCAAGAACAAGUGAACGAGUUAGCCAUUGGUUUGGAAUCGACCGGGUUACCUUUCUUUUGGGUGCUAAGGAAACCACUCAAUAACUCGGAACAAUCCUUACCAUUAGGAUUUGAAGAUCGAAUGAGUGGACGCGGUUUGGUUUAUAUGAAGUGGGCGCCCCAAGUGAAAAUACUGGGUCAUCCGAGUAUCGGCGGGUUCUUGACUCACUGCGGUUAUAACUCCGUUAUAGAAGGUCUAGCUUUUGGAAGAGUUCUAGUUUUGUUACCAAUGCUAAAUGAUCAAGGUUUGAAUUCUAGAUUGCUGGAUGGGAAAAAGGUUGGAAUAGAAGUACAUAGGAACGAACGAGACGGAUCGUUUUCUAGUGAGUCAGUAGCCGAGGCGGUUAAAAUCUCCAUGGCAGGAGAUGAAGGGCAAGUUCUCAGAAACAAUGCCAAAGAGAUGAUAGAGAUAUUUGGGAAUGAGAAGCUGAAUGUUUCAUAUGUAAAUGAUUUUGUUCAGUUCCUUCAAAAAACAUAAGAAUUAGGCAAUGCACUGCACUGGUUUCUUCUGUUCUCUAAUAAGA